UAGGUGACGCUAACGCAUAUUUGAUGUUGUUAAUUAACUUUGGCUGAAUAGUAAUUAGACACAGGAAGCCCGUAAGUUAGUGUUGCGUGACACUCAGGCAGACAUGAGUCAGAUCGAGAAAGGAAUCUUAGAGAGGCUCGAUGCCGGUGAGAUAAUUAUUGGAGAUGGUGGGUUUUCCCAUGCUUUGGAAAAUCGUUGUUAUGUCAAGGCGGGAGACUGGACACCAGAAUGCGUCAUCGASUUCCCAGAUGCAGUUAGGCAGCUUCAUCGUGAGUUUCUUAGAGCAGGAUCGGACGUGAUGCAGGCCWUUGCUUUCUCUAAGAUAGAUGGACAACUAGAUAUAGAUGGCAAAACAUAUCAGUGGCAAGAUAUCAACAAGGCCGCCUGUUCAUUAGCUAAUCAAGUAGCAGGCGAAGGUGUUCAUGCCCUCUCUGCUGGCUCGAUUUGUCAAUCAGGGAGAAUGUAUCGAUAUGGCAAAACCACUAAAGAACAAUUACAACAAAAGUUCAGAGAGCAAGUCAGAGUCUAUGUGGAAAAUGGCGUGGAUUUUUUUAUCGCUGAGUUCUUUGAGUAUGUAGAAGAGGCUGAAUGGGCGCUUGAAGUCAUUAAAGCCAGCGGUAAACCUGUUGCCGUAACCAUGGCGAUUGGACCAGAGGGAGGAUUAGAUGGCGUGUCACCRGGAGAGUGCGCAGUUCGUCUCGUUCGUGCAGGAGCUGACAUCGUARGCGUAAAUUGUCGCUUUGACCCAGAGAUUUCGUUAAAGACAAUGAAAGAAAUGAUAGACGCGGUAAAAAAACAAGACCUUAAAGCUCACUUUAUGGUUCAACCAUACGGCUACUGGACUCCUGACGCUAACUCGCUGGGUGCUUAUGGUCUGAGAGAAAUACCUUUUGCUUUAGAGCCUCGUGUGUUGACGAGAUGGGAUUGCCACAAGUAUGCUCGCCAAGCAUACAAUAUGGGAAUACGAUACAUUGGAGGAUGUUGUGGAUUCGUUGCGUAUCAUAUUAGAGCCUUAGCUGAGGAGCUUGCAAAUGAACGUGGACGUCUUCCUCCUGGAAGUGYUAAACAUGGGCUAUGGGGGGAGGGGCUAUCCAAUUAUUCUGAUGCUCACAUGAAGAAAAAAGCGAAUCGAGAGUUUUGGGAGAACCUCCAUCCAGCGACUGGUAGACCAUUUUCACCUGCGCUYUCAACUCCAAUGACAGAUCAACAAACGAUGAUGCAACAAAUGAAUAUGACAAAAUAGUUUUUUAUACAAUUUCUAGAAGAAACUUAAUAUCGCCUGAUAUACGGACAUUUAUCGGAUCGAACCAAAUCAUUGUGCAUUAUCAAAGUGUAUGUAAACAAAGAAAAUUAGAAACAAUUCAUACAACUUUCAAUUUAUAUAAAAAGUCAGCAAUAACUUAACAAGAUUUCUAUGUAUGUA
This is a messenger RNA of Exaiptasia diaphana, 1423 nucleotides long. RefSeq names its product S-methylmethionine--homocysteine S-methyltransferase BHMT2. The record is from RefSeq and is a predicted model, not a curated record. The transcript has 9 exons. Lineage: Eukaryota; Metazoa; Cnidaria; Anthozoa; Actiniaria; Aiptasiidae. Gene Ontology annotation, molecular function: zinc ion binding; betaine-homocysteine S-methyltransferase activity. The coding region runs from base 104 to 1243 and encodes 379 amino acids.